CUCAAGUUAAAUGGAUAGAUGCUGCUUCCUUUGUUACUUACACCUCAUUAUUUGGAAAGCAAGAAGCGGUUAAAAACAGUGAAUGGAGGUAAUUAUGAAUAAAAGAAGAAAUGAACGGUCGUUAAUCUUAACAAGCAAGCUAACGGAAAAAAAUGCUGCUAUAUACAUAUAUAUAGGGGCCUCAUAAGAGAAGCAGCCAGGAGAGCAUCGUGGGAGAUUUCACAUCAGACAGGGAGCUUACUUUUAAUUUUUUCCAUGGAGAAAAGGAUUUGGAACAUCAAGGAAGAGGACUGUGAAUGGGAGUCCAGCCAACCUAUCCUUGAGAACCGUUCCAUUAAAGUGGAAGAUUGUAAGCAGAGAGUUCUAGGCAUUAAAGGAGAAGAAUCUGAGUGGGAGUCGUUCAGCAUUAAUGUGAAGAAAAAUGAAAUUCUAAAUGGUGUCAUGGAAGAAGAUCCUAAAUUGGAGCAUGCUUCUCAAUAUGUGUGCUCCAAAGGGCAAGAGGAAGUCAAACUUAGAGCCUAUAUGGUUAGUUGUAAUUCUGUUCAUGGGAAGAUAGAUUCACUGGAGUCUGGCAUAAAGAGGAACAAAAAACCAUCAUCUCUCAGUCCUUCAAGUAAAGAUUCUCACAAGGAUGUCGGCUCUUCUGCAUCCUCAUUUAAUCCUGUACCACACAAGUGGAAAAUGCAAUGUAUUCGGCAAGAUGAACCCCAGAAACACCCUAGUGGAGCAAAAGAGCAUUGUUGUGCUGAAUGUGGCAAGACGUUCCCAUACCGAACGCAUCUACUGGACCACUUACGAAUCCAUACUGGAGAGAAACCACACUGCUGUGCUCAUUGCAAUAAGCAAUUCAGGCAAAGAAACAAUCUCCGAAAACACUUGAGAAUUCACACGGGGGAGAAACCCUAUCUGUGUGUAGAAUGUGGUAGGCGAUUUACCCAAUUGCAUCACCUUCAAGAUCACCAGAAACUUCACACAGGAGAGAAGCCAUAUUGCUGCAGUGAAUGUGACAGGCAGUUCACGCGUGUCUCCGAGCUCCAGCGGCACUGGAGAAUUCACACUGGGGAAAAGCCGUAUGGCUGUGACGAAUGUGGUAAACAGUUCAGACAAGGAGACCACCUGCAGAAACAUAAGAAGAUCCACACAGGAGAAAAACCCCAUGUGUGUACUGAGUGUGGGAAGCAAUUCAAUCAAAGUAGUAACCUGCAGAAACAUAAGAGAAUUCACACAGGGGAGAAGCCUUAUCAGUGUGCAGACUGUGGCAAGCACUUCAGCCAAAAAAAUAACCUUUGUAGCCACAGGAUCAUUCAUAUUGGAGAGAAGCCAUAUUGCUGCACUGACUGUGACAAACGCUUCAUGCGCCCACAUGAACUUCGGCAGCACAGGAGGGUUCAUACUGGAGAGAAGCCCUACUGCUGUGCUGAGUGUGGUCAGCGGUUCAUGCGCCUGUAUGAACUUCAGCGGCACAAGAAGAUGCACACUGACGUGUCCUGCCCUUUAGUAAAAGCGGUCUAUCUGAAUGAUUACAGCAGCCUGGUGGUGCUCAGUCUAGUAGUAAUGAAGUGCUUUGAGAGGCUGGACAUGGAGCAGAUUAUUCCAGAUAGUUAUGAUGACUUCCACUUUACAUAUCAUGAUAUGUACAAAAUGGAGGAUGUGUACCUGGCUGUGCGGGACUCCCUAGGCAAGGAGUGUAAAGGUGAAGAAGGGCUCUCAAUAGAGAGGAGAAAUGAUGACGAAUGGGACAAGGGCAACCGACUCAUCUAUCCCAAGGGAAAAAGAAGUAUGGACAUAAAAGAAGAAGACGACAGUGAAUGGGAAUCUGUCUGUUAUCAGUUAGAGAGUCAGAGCGUUAAGGUGGAGGAUUGUGAGUGGGAGGAUGUAGGCAUUCAAAAUGACAGCACGAAUAUACAGCAGUGUGAAACUUUAAAGAGCAUCAAGAAAGAAGACCUCGGAUUAGAGUUUGUAACUGGGGUAGGCCUCCCUCCGAAGCGGCACUGCUCCCUAAAGGAUCAUUCUGUUCACGUGAAGCCCGAACCAUUAGAGUCUGAUGCAAGCCAGCCUGAGAAGGCAUCUUGUCUAAGUCAGGGAGGAGAAGAUUUACAAGAGAACAAUAGCAUCUCCUCAUCUUCAUUUGAUCUGACCUCUCUUAGGAGUGGACCACUACAAAUGCUGCUUGAUAAAAAUAUGAAGAAAUUGACAUCAGGAGCAGAGAUUUUGUUACCAUCCCCUCUACAGUAUACUCCUUUCAUUGUAAAUGAUUCCAGCAGCACUUACCAACAGGUGCAAAAUAAGAAUUCAGAGGCUUUAUAUCAGAGUCAAGGAUGGAAGAGAAGUUUUAAACACAAAGAUAAUCAGUGUAGGCAUGCAAAACAGAAGCAGUUUUGCUGUACUGAAUGUGGCAAGCGAUUCUCUACAAGUUGCAAUCUUCGGACUCACACAAGAAUUCACACUGGAGAGAAGCCCUACAGCUGUUCCAUUUGUGGCAAACGUUUUUCACAAAUAAGUAAUGUUCAGAGACAUAAGAGAAUUCACACUGGAGAGAAGCCAUAUGCUUGUGCUGACUGUGGCAAGCGGUUCUCCCACAGUAGCAAUCUCCAAGACCACACAAGAAUUCACACGGGAGAGAAACCAUAUUGUUGUUCUGAAUGCGGCAAACAAUUCUUACGAAUAAGUCAUUUUCAAAGACAUACGAGAAUUCACACAGGAGAGAAGCCAUACAGCUGUUCUGACUGUGGCAAACAAUUCCCUGCAAGUAAUAGCCUUGAGAAACACAUAAGAAUUCACACUGGAGAGAAGCCUCAUUGCUGUUCUGACUGUGGCAAGCGAUUCUCCACUGGUAGCAGUCUUCAGAGACAUAUAAGAAUACACACUGGGGAGAAAAUUGACCCUCAAGAGAAACCAUUUUCCUGUUCUGACUGUGGCAAACGGUUCUCCACCAAUAGCAUUCUUAAGACUCACACAAGAAUUCAUACAGGAGAAAGGCCAUAUUUCUGUUCAGAAUGUGGCAAACGAUUCUAUGACAGUAGCAGUCUUCAAAUCCACACAAGAACUCACACUGGUGUGAAGCCAUAUUGCUGUUUUGAAUGUGGGAAACGAUUCUCCACCAAUAGUCAUCUACACAUCCACAUAAGAAUUCACACUGGAGAGAAGCCGUAUUGCUGCGCUGAGUGUGGCAAACGAUUCAUGCUAAUGAGCAGUCUUCAAAAACACACACGAAUUCAUACUGGGGAGAAGCCAUAUGGUUGUUCUGAAUGUGGCAAACGAUUCUCAGACAGUAGCAGUUUUCAUAGACACAGAAGAAUUCAUACUGGAGAGAAAAAGAAAAAGUGAAGACUAUGCAGAAAAGUAGCAUUAGUUAAAGCCUACAGGGUAGUACUUACAUUCUCCAACCUCUUACAAAUUUGAAGGUUUAGUUUCCUCUGUGACCAGAAAAAAAUCACUUGUCAGUCCUGAGAUUCAAAUUAUAAAGUGUGAGUGUAUAUAAUCGAUAGUCAAUAUGUGUUGAUCUUAUAAGUCACAUUAGUUACAGGUGUCUCCCGUCACAUGGAAGUGAAAUAUUGAAAAAUAAUUGUGAAAUGAACUGUGAGGUGAUUAAGAAGUGCAAUAGGAAGAAUCCAAAUGCUUAAGAAAUAUCCAAGCUGUCAGGAAAGAGCUGGGAUUCAAUAAUCACAGAAGCACAAGUACAGCUCUUAAAAGGAUGAACAGAUGCAACAACGUCAUUUAUUUCUAUGGAAAAUCUUUACACAAUGGAUGCAGCUCAAAGUGCUUUACAAGAUGUCAUAGAAAGAUGUAAUGUAACAGCCUCACAUAAAAGGGAGCAGACUCCACCAAUGGAGGAUGAGAAGCUGCAGAAAAGCAAGCGGCCACAGGAAGACAAAUAUUCAGGCAAGAGAAGGCUUGAAACUUAGCAUUUCACUGGCCCAUUCUCUACAAUGAGCAGAGACCUAAUAUUUUUAAAGUAAAGGGUGUAAAUUCGGUGAGUCAGCUUUAUUAUUGCACAUUAAAAAUAUCCCUAUAGUACAGUAUGGAUGUAGAAAAAUACAAGUUUACCUGAUUGGUACAGAAAAAAAAAAAUAUUUAAAAAUUAUUUUCUUAAGAAGUUAAAUGCAUUAGAUAAAAAGACUAUUAUUUCGUUCAAAGCCUGUUUGAUUCUCUUUAUUCUAAUUGAGAGGCAUUCCUGUUCUUCAAUAUUCUUUUUGUAUAUCUCUUUUAAUCUGCUUUUGUUUAAUAAAGUGCAACAUAGCUACGUCAUAGCAUAUUUUAAAGUUGAAACA
Messenger RNA from Polypterus senegalus (gray bichir), 4271 nucleotides. Its product is annotated as zinc finger protein 271-like. The transcript has 6 exons. Gene Ontology annotation, molecular function: DNA-binding transcription factor activity; RNA polymerase II cis-regulatory region sequence-specific DNA binding. Gene Ontology annotation, biological process: regulation of transcription by RNA polymerase II. NCBI's taxonomy places the organism in Eukaryota, Metazoa, Chordata, Cladistia, Polypteriformes, Polypteridae. The record is from RefSeq and is a predicted model, not a curated record. Bases 256 to 3327 code for a protein of 1023 amino acids.